Molecule: messenger RNA, 789 nt
Organism: Symbiodinium sp. CCMP2592
Lineage: Eukaryota; Dinophyceae; Suessiales; Symbiodiniaceae
Source: the annotation of a GenBank genome assembly
AUGGCUUUGGAACUCGAGUACCGCAACACCUUUAUCGACGUGAAGGAGGAGAUCCAAGAUGAAAUGCCGGCUUCCAGAAACCGCGCUCGCAGCUCCCCACCGGGUCGCGUGCGCCGCAGUAGCUUCGCCAGGGAGAUGAACGACGACGAGGCCGCCAUGCGCAGCUACGUGGGAGGCCUCGUGCAGACGGCCAUGCAGAUGAGUCAGAUCUCGAACACCGUUGUGGAAGAUCCCAAUCUGAGGUUGGCGACAGAUUUCGCCCCUGUUGAGCGCGAGCAGGUGAUCGUGCUCAGCGAGGGUAGCUGGGGUCACCCCGACGUGUGCCGUCGCCCUUGCAUUCACUUCAUUUCCGGCUACUGCGAGAAUGGUAAGGAUUGUGCUUACUGCCACCUCCCGCACGCGGAGAAGAUGGUCAAGCUCGACAAGAGGCAGCGUGCUAUGGUUCAACAGCUCACCCAUCAGGAGCUGGUAUCGGUGGUGCUCCCUUUCUGUUCCCGCAAGGCAGAGGACGGGGGAUAUGCGAACAAGGCAGACGAGAUUCUCGGUCUUCUCGAGAUGGGUUUGGAUCAUGCCACGUCAUCGUCCGAGUCCCGGCCCUUGGCCGACCGUGAGCUCCGAAAUCUACGCAAGACACUUGAAAGGAUGAGCUUCUCGAGCCUCAUCGGCUUGGUUUCCCGCACGCCACACGAAGAAGAUGAGGACUCCUCGCUUUAUGCGGCUUCCCUUAUGGCAGCCUUGCAAACUCUUCGUUCGCAGCUCCAUGUCCAGGUUGAGGCGCCCCCCAUAUAA